This is a messenger RNA of Dalotia coriaria, 1650 nucleotides long. RefSeq names its product leucine-rich repeat-containing protein 15-like. The transcript has 2 exons. Bases 88 to 1650 code for a protein of 520 amino acids. Lineage: Eukaryota; Metazoa; Arthropoda; Insecta; Coleoptera; Staphylinidae. Gene Ontology annotation, molecular function: protein binding. The record is from RefSeq and is a predicted model, not a curated record.
UUGCUAUGCGCAAGCAGUCGAUUAAUUCACGUAUAUUAUGAGCGUUUAAGGUUGAACAGUUCUUAGUGUUUAAACUGUGUGGUUAAAAUGGCUACUUUAUGGACAAUUGUUCAAGUGAUAUUAUUCAUUAUUGCGCACACAAAUGGAUAUUGUUAUUAUAAGAGAGAGCUACGUAGUGAAUAUGGUCCCGAUUACUUCAAUUGCAAUUAUUGCAAUGUUACCCAAAAAAAUGGCGAAUGGACUGUUGAAGGAUUAAAUUCGUAUUCGUUCGGUGACCCUUAUAGAAAUAUAAUUAUAAUAUCAAUGCAGAAUCUUAAAUUUAGUGACUUUACAUUGCAAACUGUCAUCACAGAUGACAUAGCUUUUAAUUUUGGUAUCGUUGAGCUGAUUAUUGAGGAUUCGCAAAUUGACAGAAUUGUAAACUUUGCUUUUCCUAAACAAAAAUCAUCUGAGUAUGGUACAUGGGAUGUUAAGUAUCGCUUCGUAAGUUUUAAAAACAAUAAUAUAUCAACAAUUGAAGAAAAUGCCUUUAAUAAUUUCAAAAGUGAUACAAAAGUUUCAUUUUCAAAUAAUGUUAUCGGAAAUAAAAUAGGAACUAUUACUUCGCUUAGUAUACUGGUUAGUGUAACGAGUUUAGAUUUAUCAAACAAUAACUUAACAAGCAUUUCUAAUGAACUGUUUACUGCUAAUAAAAAUUUUCAAUAUUUGAAUUUGUCUAAUAGUCAGAUAAAACACAUAGUUCCCAAUGCAUUUAUAUAUCUUUCGAAAUUAGAAGUUCUCGAUUUGUCAAUGAAUAUGUUAUUAAAUGUACAUCAAUGCGAUUUACUAAAUUUAAAGGAUACCAGUUAUAUCUUUCACAAUUUAUCAGCACUACAUACAUUAAUUUUAUUUGGUAAUAAUAUAUCAAAUUUUGAUAAUGCAUUAGGUUAUCUUCCAUUAUUACAAAAACUCGAUUUAUCACAUCAAAAUUUUAGCAGUUUAUCGAACAAAAUGUUUCCGGAAAUCAGUGCAAUAAAAUACCUAAAUAUAUCAAACAAUCAAAUAAAUCAAAUAAAUCCGAAUACAUUUGUAAAUAUGCAAAAUUUAGAACAUUUAGAUUUGUCCCACAACCAAAUAAAAAACAUGCACAUAGCAUCUUUGCAUGGGUUAUCAAAUUUACAAUCCUUAAAUCUAAGUUAUAAUCAUUAUACGAUUGAUAAAUAUUUAAUAUUUAAUACACCGCAAUUAUCAUUUUUGGAUAUUAGUUACAAUAACGUAAGUGACAUUGAUGUAACAUUAUUUAAAGGAUCGCAUUUGAGCUCAAUUAAUAUCGAUGGAAUGCAACUAAGUUGCAUAAGAUUAGUCGAAAUAGUCAAAUAUUUUAAAACAUUAAAUAUUAAUUGUGUUGCUGGAAAAGAACAAAAUCGUUUACAUCUAUUUGGAAUGCAUUGUAAUCAUUCCGAUGUAAUAGAAUCCACUACAAUGCAAAACGUUAUCGAAUCUACCAACAUACCAAAUUCUGAUAUUCAAUUGUCUAAUAAUAAGAUUCUAUCAGAAAUGUUAAACGUAUUAAAUCAUAUGAAUAAUAUAAACUUAAAUGCAAAUCUUACUCAAGGAGUUAAUAUUCAGUUGUCAAAUAAUAAUAUACUAUCAGAAGUGUUAAACGGUUAA